Molecule: messenger RNA, 1846 nt
Organism: Esox lucius (northern pike)
Lineage: Eukaryota; Metazoa; Chordata; Actinopteri; Esociformes; Esocidae
Gene: cysltr1
Product: cysteinyl leukotriene receptor 1
Exons: 4
Coding region: 167-1177 (336 amino acids)
Biological process (GO): G protein-coupled receptor signaling pathway
Cellular component (GO): plasma membrane
Molecular function (GO): leukotriene receptor activity
Source: RefSeq, a predicted model, not a curated record
GUAGAGGAGGAAUGUGUCAGUGUGGAGGAGGAGGAGUGUAGAGGAGGAGUGUGUCAGUGUAACCAGACUGAGACAGAUCAGCGGUUCUCUUCAAACUCAUUAGUAAGCUGGUCUUCAUCACCACCAUCUAUCGUCAGUCCAACAUUUCCGCCUGUGUGUUCCAGAGAUGGACAACGUGACAAACUGUCCAUCUAUUGAUGAGUUCCGGAAUCAGGUGUACUCUACAGUGUAUUCCAUCAUCACAGUGUUUGGCCUUGCCGGUAAUGGUUUUGCCCUGCUGGUAUUGCUUAAAACCUACCAGCAGUGUUCUGAGUUCCACGUGUACAUGUUGAACCUGGCUGUGUCUGACCUGCUGUGUGUCUCCGUGUUACCUCUACGGGUUCUCUACUAUGUUAACAAGGGUCAGUGGAACCUUGGUGACUUCCUGUGCAGAAUUUCGUCCUAUGCCCUCUACGUAAACCUCUACUGCAGCGUGUUCUUCAUGACCGCCAUGUCCGUCACCAGGUUCAUCGCUAUUGUAUUUCCUGUGCAGAACCUUCGAAUGGGCUCAGAGCGGCGUGCCCGAGUGGUGUGUGUCUUCAUCUGGGUGUUCAUCUGCACGGUGUCCUCUCCCUUCCUCAUGUCUGGUCAGCACUUCGACCCACACACCAAUAAGACCAAGUGUUUUGAGCCUCCGGAGCGCAAAUCAGGGGAGGGGAUUGAGAGGCUUGUAAUGCUGAACUACUUCUCAUUGGCCGUGGGCUUCGUGCUUCCCUUUCUGGUCAUCUUGAUCUGCUACGUUGGCAUCAUCCGAGCGCUGAUGUUACGGCAACAUGCUGCUCAGCGCCAGAAGGGGACUAGAUCAAAAGCCAUCCGUAUGAUCGCUGUGGUGAUGCUUGCAUUCCUAGUCAGCUUCAUGCCAUACCACAUCCAGCGAUCCCUUCACCUCAGUUUCCUUUCCCAGAAAGCUACUUCCUGUCCAGAGGUGGUGCACAUGCAGAAGUCUGUUGUGGUGACACUCUGUCUGGCUGCAUCCAACUCCUGCUUCGACCCGCUGCUGUACUUCUUCUCUGGGGAGGGAUUCCGACGCCGCCUGUCCACAUUCAGGCACCGGUCCAUUACAGGCAUCCGGAGACCUCCGGCCCACCUUCCACCUCCUAAAGACAUCAAUGAGGAGGAGAAUAAGCUACAUGGCUAGUAGCUAAUGGAGGUGGAGGAGCAACGAGGAGAAGCUAAGAAGAUGAUGGAGAGGGAUGGAGCAAGAGAGGGGAUUGUAAAUCUAUAUAUAAACACAGAAGAAGCAGAUCUACAUGGAAACAUGGGAGAGGUAGAUCUAUAUAGAGACUCAGGAGAGGUAGAUCUGUAUAGAGACUCAGGAGAGGUAGAUCUAUAUAGAGACUCAGGAGAGGUAGAUCUAUCUAGAGACUCAGGAGAGGUAGAUCUAUAUAAAGGCAUGGGAGAAGUAUAUUUAUACAGUGACUCAGGAGAGAUAGAUAUAUAGAUUCAGAAGAGUAAGAUCUAUCUAGAGACAUGGGAGAGGUAGAUCUAUAUAAAGGCAUGGGAGAAGUAUAUUUAUACAGUGACUCAGGAGAGAUAGAUAUAUAGAUUCAGAAGAGUAAGAUCUAUCUAGAGACAUGGGAGAGGUAGAUCUAUAUAAAGGCAUGGGAGAAGUAUAUUUAUACAGUGACUCAGGAGAGAUAGAUAUAUAGAUUCAGAAGAGUAAGAUCUAUCUAGAGACAUGGGAGAGGUAUAUCUAUAAAUGGACAUGGAAGAGGUAUAUCUAUAUAGAAAUGUAUGCUUGCAUGUGUUUAUGUGUAAUGUUACUAUGUGUUAAGUAUUAUAUGUUGUUGUCUAUACAAUAUGAAUU